AUGUCCACUACCGCGCCCAAAUCAGACCCUUUCCAGCCCGCGGCCAGAGUUGCGGGACAGCGACAAGAUGUUUGGUCCAUCGUCAAUGAAGCAGCCGCCGCUUCCCCGGUGCAACCAAUUGUGAACAUGGGACAGGGGUUCUUUGGCUACAACCCACCCAAAUUCGCGCUCGAUGCUGCCAAGGAAGCUCUCGACAAGGUUGAUUGUAACCAGUAUUCUCCGACCAAGGGCCGCCCCCGUCUGAAGAAGGCUAUUGCUGCUGCGUAUUCGAAAUCCUUUGGGCGCGAACUUGACCCGGAGACGGAAGUUACUAUUACCACUGGAGCGAAUGAGGGAAUGUUGAGUGCAUUUAUGGCUUUCAUCGAGCAAGGCGAUGAGGUUAUAAUUUUCGAGCCCUUUUUUGAUCAAUAUAUCAGCAACAUUGAGAUGCCUGGCGGUAUUAUUCGAUAUGUCCCUUUACUUCCGCCCAAAGAUGGUGCAGUCAGGACCUCGUCGGCUUCUCAAUGGACGAUUGACUUUGAGCAAUUGGAAAAGACGAUUAACUCCAAGACAAAGAUGAUUGUUCUCAACUCACCACACAAUCCCGUCGGCAAAGUAUUGACCAAAGAAGAACUCGAACGCAUCGGCGCCCUCGCUGUAAAACACAAUAUCAUCAUCCUCUCCGAUGAAGUCUACGAUAGACUCUACUAUGUUCCCUUUACGCGCAUCGCCACUCUAUCUCCGGAGUUGUACGAACGCACCAUUACUGUCGGCUCUGCCGGCAAAGCGUUUUAUGCCACGGGCUGGCGAGUGGGAUAUCUCAUCGGACCGCCUCAUUUGAUUAAAUAUGUCGCCGCAGCGCAUACAAGGAUAUGUUAUAGUAGCGUGUCGCCGUUGCAGGAAGCGUCGGCCGUCGCUUUCGAGAAGGCUGAUGCCGAGGGGUUCUGGGAGGAAUCGCGCAAUGAGAUGCAAGGGAAAAUCAGAAGGUUUUGUGAGAUUUUUGAUGAGUUGGAUAUUCCGUACUCCGACCCAGAAGGCGGCUACUUCGUCCUCGCCAACAUGGCCUCCGUCAAACUUCCAUCUGACUACCCUUUCCCACCACAUGUCGCCAGCCGGCCGCGAGACUUCAAACUGGCCUGGUUCCUAAUCAAAGAAGUCGGCGUCGCCGCAAUUCCGCCUACGGAGUUUUAUACAGAUGAGAAUGCGCAUAUUGCGGAGGAUUAUUUGAGGUUUGCGGUUUGUAAGAAUGAUGAUGUUUUGGAGACGGCCAAGGAGAGGUUGAGGGGAUUGAAGAGGUAUAUAGUCAAGUCUGAGUGA
Messenger RNA from Talaromyces amestolkiae, 1296 nucleotides. RefSeq lists its product as uncharacterized. Bases 1 to 1296 code for a protein of 431 amino acids. The transcript has 9 exons. Gene Ontology annotation, cellular component: cytoplasm; mitochondrion. Gene Ontology annotation, molecular function: pyridoxal phosphate binding; L-kynurenine:2-oxoglutarate transaminase activity. The record is from RefSeq and is a predicted model, not a curated record. Lineage: Eukaryota; Fungi; Ascomycota; Eurotiomycetes; Eurotiales; Trichocomaceae. Gene Ontology annotation, biological process: biosynthetic process.